Polistes canadensis is the source of this 3841-nucleotide messenger RNA. RefSeq names its product protein groucho-1-like. The record is from RefSeq and is a predicted model, not a curated record. The coding region runs from base 1146 to 3512 and encodes 788 amino acids. Gene Ontology annotation, biological process: negative regulation of canonical Wnt signaling pathway; regulation of DNA-templated transcription. Lineage: Eukaryota; Metazoa; Arthropoda; Insecta; Hymenoptera; Vespidae. The transcript has 13 exons. Gene Ontology annotation, molecular function: transcription corepressor activity; protein binding. Gene Ontology annotation, cellular component: transcription regulator complex; nucleus.
AUGAGCGAGGAGAAGGGCGAGGGAUAGAGAUUGUGGUGGAAAAGAGAUAGAAGGAGAGCGAGUAAGCGACCCAUCGAGUGGGGAGAGUCGCCGCGCAGAGUGGGGAUACAUCCCCACUACUUCGGCGUCCAUCAGUCGCGCCGUGUACGUCGUUGGAAGAGGUUCUUUUGCGUCGUGAAACUUUACAAGUAUACGACGCUUCGACACGAUCGCGCGUUUUUUGUUCAGAAGCUUCGAGUUGGAAGCGCGUGUGUGUGUACGGAGUAUAGUUGUUUAAAAAGUGUUCAGUGAAUGAUAGGCGAAAGGAUCAUACCAGUGAACAUAAUUGUGUUUUGUUUCCCUCGGUGUAACUGUGAGUACGAAGAGUAACGGAAUUAUCGACCUCAGGGACAAUGGUGGGUGGAAUAAAUAAAUCUUUCGGAAAAUUCGAGUUACUAUCUCGCGGUGACACUAAAUCGUUUUACGUUCAUUUUUGAAAAAGCAUAUUUUCGUUGGCGUCUUUCCGCGUACGUUUCUCGUGGUUCCGUUCGUUUCUGUAGCUCUCUAUUUUACCGACUGACCUGAAAGUGGGAAAAGGACGUGAUACUUGCUAGCCGGCCACGACGUCUUACCUAUCACCGCCUUUGAAUAAUUCUUUUCUAUUCCUUCCAGUUCUUAUUAGCAUUUUGUAGUAGUUGUUUUUAUUGGCUUUAUCGUGAUUUUCGUGGACGCUGUCGUUGCCUUCGCGAUUCGGAUCAACGCGAACCGGAUCGAUGAAAAAAGGAGGUGUUGAGGAGGAACGUGGAGCAUGCCGAUGGAUCCUUGUCGACGAAAAGAAAUUGUGAUCGUAGUUCGGAGGGACGCUUGGAUCGUCCAGAAAAAUCUUUCUACGAGGGCACGCCGUUCCAGCUGUUCCAGUCGUUCCAACCGUUCCAGCCGUUUCAACCGUUCCUCAUCGACAGCAUAGCCCGCGCGAGUUUUCGCCGUUUGAAUUCGGCGCUACUCUUUUGUUUUCUACUUUCUAAAGUAGUCGUUCAUAAAUUCCGUGUAGUUAUCUUUUUGCGCUUCGGUGAAUCGCGAUGACGCGACCUUGACACUCCCAAAUUUUUUGGAUAUUUUUUUUCGUGAAGGAAGAUAACCAAGGAGCCUGGACAAGGAAUAUUAUUAUGUAUCCCAGUGCUGGAAUCAACGCGGCUGCGGUGGCUGCUGCUGCCGCGAGGCAUCCGGGUCCUCCGCAGCCUGGGCAACCGUUCAAGUUUUCGGUCAGUGAGUCCUGCGACCGAAUAAAAGAAGAAUUUAGUUUUCUACAGGCACAAUAUCACAGUAUUAAAUUGGACCUGGAGAAGCUUGCACAGGAGAAGACAGAAAUGCAGCGUCAUUACGUUAUGUACUACGAAAUGUCUUACGGACUUAACGUGGAGAUGCAUAAACAAACGGAGAUAGCGAAGAGGUUGAACGCCAUAAUCGCCCAGAUUCUACCCUUCCUCUCUCAGGAACAUCAACAGCAAGUCGCCUCUGCUGUUGACAGAGCCAAGCAAGUAACCAUGACCGAGCUGAAUGCUAUUAUUGGGCAACAGAGGCCUGACUUGCCGAGGCUUCUUCAACAAAUGCAAGCACAUCAAAUACCACCGGGCGCAACGAUGGGACCUCACCCAGGCAUUCCUGGACUACCAGGAUUAGGACCUGGAGCUGGUCUUCCGGUACCCAGUUCCGCGUCCGCGACCCUUUUGAGUCUUGGUUUGACCCCAGGUGCUACAGCAACUCCCGGAGGUUCUGCGGCUCAUCCUCUUUCGAUGUUGACCAAGCCGGACCUUCAUCGAGGUCAACCAGAUGAUCUCAAACCUAACGGAGGCCUUAAUCCAGCCGAGGAGAGGCAUAGAAGCUCCAUAUCACCGGCCGAACGCGAGAAAUACAAUAGGCCCCGUAGCACCCCAGAUCCUCAACAUCACGAACACCUACACUUGAAAAAGAUGAAGAAGGAACAGGAUAAAGAUAUAGGACAUCAAAGCGAUGGUGAAAAGAGCGAUCAGGAUUUAGUAGUCGACGACGCGAGCGAAGGACCGACGAGUCCGGCUGCUAAUGGCACUACCUCGCCAAGAGAAAAUGGCUUGGACAAGUUAGGACCUUCCUCGGUGCCGUUGAGCGGACAAGUCAAAAAAGAAGUACCACCACCGUCGCCUAGAAGUGGUACUAGUAGCAACGCCAGUACCCCGUCCGCUAAGAAAAUGGAGGAACGAGAAAAAGCUACCACUCCUAUUUCGAAACCAGUUACACCUACUUCGGCGGGUGGCAGUAGUUCGGGUUCAGGUGGUCUAAAACCAUCGAGUUCUAACAAACCUCUGGUCUCCGCUUCAGCAGGAGGCCCCUAUCCACCUCAUUAUCCUCCGCCACAUCAUCCGCCCGCAGGACCUCACGUGGAAAUGCUUGGCUAUCCUCCGGCUGCUUUGAACGGAUAUCCCGCAAGACCGCCACUUCAGCAACUUUAUGAUCCUCAUGGUAGUAUGAGGGCACCCCUCGGACCUCUCGGUGUACCUGGUGGAAAACCAGCCUACAGCUUCCACGUGUUUAGCGACGGGCAAAUGCAACCGGUACCGUUUCCAGCUGACGCUCUCGCAGCACCAGGAAUUCCCAGACACGCGCGCCAAAUAAACACUCUCACUCACGGCGAAGUGGUUUGCGCGGUGACGAUCUCGAAUCCGACCAAGUAUGUUUACACCGGCGGCAAAGGAUGCGUCAAGGUCUGGGACAUCAGUCAAGGCGGGAGUGGCAGCGCGAAGCCGGUUUCUCAACUAGAUUGUCUACAACGAGACAAUUACAUUAGAUCGGUUAAGCUAUUACCGGAUGGUAGAACGCUCAUCGUGGGUGGCGAAGCGAGUAACUUGAGUAUCUGGGAUUUAGCGAGUCCAACACCGAGAAUCAAAGCAGAAUUAACAUCUUCUGCGCCUGCCUGUUACGCCUUAGCAAUUUCUCCUGACUCGAAAGUUUGCUUCAGUUGCUGCAGCGACGGAAAUAUCGCCGUAUGGGAUCUUCAAAAUCAAACGUUAGUCAGACAAUUUCAAGGCCACACAGAUGGUGCUUCUUGCAUCGAUAUAUCUGCUAACGGAUCGAAACUUUGGACCGGUGGUCUCGACAACACAGUCCGGUCUUGGGACCUCCGAGAGGGUAGACAACUUCAGCAGCACGAUUUUACGUCGCAAAUCUUUUCUCUUGGUUAUUGUCCGAUCGACGAGUGGCUCGCAGUCGGUAUGGAGAAUUCAAACGUCGAAGUACUCCAUGCAACGAAAGCCGACAAAUACCAAUUACAUUUGCACGAAUCUUGUGUACUUUCGUUACGCUUUGCCUCUUGUGGCAAGUGGUUUGUUUCAACGGGCAAAGAUAAUUUGCUGAACGCUUGGCGUACGCCAUAUGGAGCAUCGAUAUUCCAGUCAAAGGAAUCAUCCUCAGUGCUCAGCUGUGACAUCUCCAAUGAUGACAAAUACAUAGUGACAGGAUCGGGAGACAAAAAAGCUACCGUCUAUGAAGUGAUUUAUUGAGUCGUUUUUAUAAUAACAUUAAAACAUUCAACGAACGUUAAAUACACGGAAAUUUCAAAUCGCGUCGUAUUCAUCAACAAGACCAGUGCAUUAUUCUUGAGUGACAAUGAGUUUGUUCGUCGAUUAAGUAAGAAGAAUUACUUUUCAAUCACGGUACAGGUAACAAUAACAAAAUCUUGUUGCCAUUCAAGACUGAUUCAAAAUGGACAUUAGAACCCGAAUUUAAAAAAGUACCAAGAUUGACGAUAUUGAUAAAAAUGAAAACUGAAUCGUUUGCAUGUACAAGCGUUACGUUACGAGUUUACACACAUAUAUCACACAAAUAUAUA